This is a messenger RNA of Coregonus clupeaformis (lake whitefish), 2640 nucleotides long. RefSeq names its product guanine nucleotide exchange protein smcr8a. The record is from RefSeq and is a predicted model, not a curated record. Lineage: Eukaryota; Metazoa; Chordata; Actinopteri; Salmoniformes; Salmonidae. Gene Ontology annotation, cellular component: guanyl-nucleotide exchange factor complex. The annotation marks the transcript as partial. Gene Ontology annotation, molecular function: GTPase activator activity. The transcript is spliced from 4 exons.
CGACGGUCAGGAUGUAGAUUUUACAUGAAAUAUUAUUUACCAAUGGGACUUUAUUUUACCAGUGCAUGACGUUCCACUUGCCUAUAUUACCCGGUAACGGUGCACGGUUCCUGGACGAGCAAUGCGUCAUUGAUGGUGAUCGGGAUACGGUCGCAUUCCGUUUCGCAUCGUCUGUUUGCUAGCUAACUGUCUGACGUCGAUAGUGUACAGGGGGGGACGGAGACAGAUAGAUAGCCAGUCCCGGCGUUAAAGUGCUAUUGUUUAUAUACAGACAGACAGACAGACAGACAGGCAGCCUUUGGUCAGAUGUCAUGUUGAGUCUUCCUGCAUCGUGUGAUAUCAUCAAAGACUACUCUCAGUUGGUAGAGGUAACAGGUAGCAGACAGACAGACAGACAGACCGACAGGCAAAGAGACAGACAGACAGGACAACUGUCAGUGUCGUGGACCGUUACUCCCAGCCCGUAGAGGGAUACAGAUAGUCAGACUGACUAUCAGACAGACUGCUAGCCUAGUGGAUGGACUUUCUCUGAUGUCAUAGCUGACCCCGGCCCGGUCCAGAGAAGAUGAUUGGUGCCCCAGACGUGGUGGCGUUUACUAAAGAGGAUGAUUUUGGGGAGGUCGGGUACCCCGACCCCUGGGUGGUGCCAGAAGAGUUCUCUGUCCCUCUGUUCCCAUCGAACAACAACGCCAACCCCUGGGCCAAGACAUCAUAUGCCAAGUUCACUAAGGAUUUCAUCCUCAUAUCAGAGUUCUCUGAGCAGGUGGGCCCCCAGCCUCUACUCACCAUUCCCGAUGACCCUAAGGUGUUUGGGACCUUUGACCUCAACUACUUCAGUCUGAGGAUUAUGUCUGUUGACUACCAGGCCUCGUUCGUAGGACACCCCCCCGGCAGCGGAUACCCACGACUCAGUUUCGUGGAGGACUCUCGUGUGGUUCUGGGUGACUCUAAGGAGGGGGCGUUCGCCUACGUCCACCACCUGACGCUGUACGACCUGGAGGCUCGCGGCUUCGUCCGCCCGUUCUGCAUGGCCUACGUCUCUGCCGACGAGAGGAAGAUCAUGGGCCAGUUCCAGGAGAUGUCGCUCCGCUUCUCCCGCGCCUCCGAGAGCCUGAAGACCGGAAACCGCCGGGCCUUCGCCCGCGAGCUGCAGAGGAAGCUACGAGACCUGGAGUACACGCGGUCCAUUCUGCAGAAAGAGGAGGGGUUACAGCGGGAGGCGGGGCCUCAGGGGUGUUACUCCGCCCACGCGGUGGAGAAGGCCAAUGAGCUUGCGGCGGUGGAGAAGAGUAUCUACGAGCACCGAGACCUGCUGAGGCAGAUCACCUCGUACCCGCUCCGCCCACGCCGAGACCCCCACGCCGCACACUGUCAACACUGCAUCACAGAGUCACAGAGACACACCGACACACACCCCGGGCCUGACCGUGAGAGGGGGGAGGAGGAGGAGGAGGAGGAGGGGGGGACGAGGAGACAGUCCUACACCCCUCAGCUGAUAAAGGGGAAGUCGGCCAAAUGUUUCGACAAGCGUCUGAAGACCCUGACGGAGCUGUGUGAGGAGAGCUCCUACGAGGUCACCGUGGAACUACUCGCCGACACGGAGAGGUGUUUCCGGGGGGACCUGUGUUACCUGUACACCCGCCGCCUGGACCGAUCGCUCCGCAGGAAGCAGGACAUCACCAACUUCCUGUUUGAGGAGGAGCUAGGGGAGGAGGAGGAGGAGGUAGCGGCGCUGGGAAGGAUCUUCUGUUCUCUCAACCACACAAUGGGGACGGACCCGCACACACACUCACACACACACACACACACCCCUUCCGUCGUGCUGCGCCCGGAGCCCCUGGAGCCUGUGGAGGUCCUGGAGGUGUACCCCACCUUCCCUGCUAAGUCUGCCCAGCAGAGUGAAACCCUGGCUGGGGAGGAGAGGCUGGAGUCGUCACUCUCUGAUCUGACCAUGGAGACACAGGAAAGCUCUGAGGAGAAUAAAGACAGCUUUAGUAGUGACAGGAGUGGAGGAGAGGAGGAGGAGGGACGGGAGGGAGGACAGGAGGAGGAGGAGGAGGAGGGAGACCAGACCCCUGUUUUUCUGCUGGAGGCUGAGGAGGGGGGUAAGGGUGAGACGGAAGGCGUGUUUAACGGAGAGAGAGAGGGUGAGACGGAAGGCGUGUUUAACGGAGAGAGAGAGGGAGAGACAGAAGGAGUGUUUAACGGAGAGGGAGAGGGAGAGACAGAGGAGGGUGAUAGACAGAGACUUCCUGACCCUGAGUUGCUGGUCCAGAUGGACACGGCCUGCUGCAUGUCUCAGGAGGGCUUCCUGUACGACUCCUCUCCCCAAGACACGCUGCCUGCUUCUGGGCUGCAGCAGCCCGGCUCUCUACCCUUUCCCCUGGUGGUCAACCAGGAGCCCCAGGCCCUGCUGCCGGUGCAGGGGGCCUACGGCCUGGGUUCCCCCCACUGCCAGAGCCCUGGGGCUGGGCUGGACCUGCCCGUCUCCUCCCUGGGAGAUACCACCUCCAGGGGUUCGGACCAGGACGGGUCGGACUGUACCAUGUCAGCCUCUACGGGGUCCGAACGGGCCGGCUCACGUCUGGGGUACGGGGGAGUGGCGACGCAGAGGAAGAAGGCCGGGCAGGGAGCGCUCAA